Dalotia coriaria is the source of this 1471-nucleotide messenger RNA. Its product is annotated as luc7-like protein 3. The record is from RefSeq and is a predicted model, not a curated record. Gene Ontology annotation, cellular component: U1 snRNP; U2-type prespliceosome. Gene Ontology annotation, molecular function: mRNA binding. Gene Ontology annotation, biological process: mRNA splice site recognition. The coding region runs from base 109 to 1146 and encodes 345 amino acids. Lineage: Eukaryota; Metazoa; Arthropoda; Insecta; Coleoptera; Staphylinidae. The transcript has 5 exons.
AUACUGGUUUACUGUUUACAAUCGUGAGUUUCUAACCUAUCGAAAAUUCACACUGGGUUUAGUUAGUAACAAUUAGAAGCAGUUGAUUAGUAGAUACACUUUUUAACUAUGGCCCUAGCAGCCGCCGCUUUGCUAGAUGAGCUUAUGGGUCGAAAUAGAAAUGUAGCGCCCAAUGAGAAAGGAAAGAAACUAAACUGGGAAGAUUCAGAGUAUUGUAAAUACUAUCUGGUCAAGUUCUGCCCUCAUGACUUGUUUGUCAAUACCCGAGCUGAUUUGGGGGUGUGCACAAAAAUCCAUGAUGAAGAAGUGAAAAAACUCUUUGCAGAAGGUAAAUCAUUCAAGAAGAUAUUGUACCAAGAGGAGUUUGUCCGAUUUUGCCAGUCAAUGAUAAAUGAUGUGGACCGCAAGAUAAUUAAAGGCAAGCAGAGACUGGAAUUGAAGAGCCAAACUGAAACAAUACCAGUAUCUGCAGAGUGUCAGAGAAAUACAGAAGAAAUUAAUACUUUAACUGAUAGAAUCAACAGUUUGGUGGAAAAGGCUGAACAGGCUGGCUAUCAAGGCAAUGUUGAUCAAGCACAAGACUUGAUGAAGUUGUGUGAUAAAUUAAAAGAAGAAAGGGACAGUUUAAAACGAAUUCAAGAGAAUCCGAACACAAGUUCAAGCUCAGCCCAAGUCCAAGAAAAGCAAAUGGAAGUUUGUGAGGUUUGUGGAGCAUUUCUGAUUGUUGGAGAUGCUCAACAGAGGAUUGAUGAUCAUCUUAUGGGCAAACAACAUGUUGGAUUUGCUCGGAUCAAAGCAGCUAUUCAAGAGGUGCAGGCAUUAAUUGAUAAUAUACGACUGAAAUCUGAGCGCCCAAGUACGGAGACGAACUUCAAAUUCAAUCGACGUGAACCACGUCGGGGGGAUUCAUAUCACCGUGACAGGGAUCACAAUAACGGCAUAAAGAAUAAUAGGGAUAGUAGGGAUAAGGAUCGAAAUGUAAACCGAAGACACUUUGGGAACAAUACAAGCAGCGUGGGUCCGCACAGAAAUCGUGACAGACAUUCGCACCAUCGACAUUCAGGACGCGAUAGGGAUCGUGAUAGAGAUAGAAAUCGAGAGCGUUCCGGCGAUCAACAAUCGCCGCACCAUUCGCAUCGUCGCUAGAAUCUACAUCAAAUGUCUUUACCAUUUGAUCAAAGAUAGUACCAGUAAUAAAAUGUUAACGAACAGUAAAUAUGACUAGCCAAGAACGUAUCCGUGUGUAUUUUGGCUAAUGACAAAACGUGAUAUGAUUUAUCUAAAAAUUUCGAACUCUACUAUGUUUAAAUCCAGUUAGUUAUUUUCUUAUUACUCAUUAUUGUUAUGCAAGUUAAGGGAAUUCACGUGUUUGCAUUUUUAUUUCGGCUGAGUGGUAAAGUUACACAUGGCGAUUUGUAUUUGAAGUAAAUUUUGUUUUAUUUAUACUUUCUGAAUAAACAUAAAAAUUUUA